Messenger RNA from Ipomoea nil (Japanese morning glory), 1059 nucleotides. RefSeq lists its product as uncharacterized. The transcript has a single exon. NCBI's taxonomy places the organism in Eukaryota, Viridiplantae, Streptophyta, Magnoliopsida, Solanales, Convolvulaceae. Bases 1 to 1059 code for a protein of 352 amino acids. The record is from RefSeq and is a predicted model, not a curated record.
AUGUCCUCUCACUCUUCCGAAAGAACAGUCACGGCAGCCACCACUGGCUCGCCGACCACCAUCCAAAACAACCUUGCAUCCGCCCAUCACUAUGUCUCCAUCAAGUUAACCUCCCGUAACUUCUUGUUCUGGAGGACACAACUUAUCCCUUUUCUACGCGGGCAAGAUCUUCUCGGGUUUGUUGACGGUAGCACGCCAUGCCCUCCGGCAACCGUGGAUGUAGCUCCGGCCUCCGGCGAAUCUGGUUCAGGGGGUGCCACGGUGGUCUCCGGCCCCAAUCCUGCGUAUCACGCUUGGAUUAAACAAGACCAAUCCAUCUUGUCUCUCUUGAUUUCAUCACUAUCUGAUGAAGUCAUGUAUUUAGCUGUUGGCAGGAACACUUCACAAGAGGUGUGGCAGUCGAUCGGGGCGGCACUGGGCUCUUCUACACGCGCACGCUGUUUAAAUCUGCUGGGUCAAUUUCAAUCGAUUCGGCAGGGCAACAGUUCCACGGCGGAAUUUCUGGGCAAGGCGCAGCUCCUUGUUGAAUCAUUGGCGUUGGCCGGCCGUCCGUUGUCUUUGGAUGAGCAGAACAUGUAUGUGUUCAGGGGAUUGCGUCCGGAAUUCCGGGCGUUGGCAGCUUCACUCACUGUAACAGGUACACCCGUUUCCAUACCGCAGCUUCUGGACUACCUGCAGGCUCAAGAAUUCAUCAUCAGUGAUGAUUUUCCGGCUGGCGGCGAUGGCGGUAUUGGGGGUUCUCCGACAGCUAUGAUCGCCGGACAUGGUCGACACCAGUCCGGUGACGGUGGUUCUGGACAGUCCCGUGGCGGACAGAACAGAGGGCGGAACGGCCGUGGACGUGGUGGCUCCGGUCGCGGCAGAGGUGGUACUCCAAGGUGCCAAAUAUGUAGAUCCCAUGGACACACUGCUGUUUAUUGUUUUAAACGAUAUUCAACGCAACCUCCGGCGCAGGCGAACCUUGUUGUCGCUGGUGAUGAUGUAGCGGCAGCCCCGGCCAUGUCCUGGUAUCCGGAUACAGGGGUAAAGGGCAUGCCACGCCGGAGACAUCCAUGCUAA